AUGGCGUCGAAGAUUAAACGCGACGAGCACGCGGAUGGAAUCUCCGUCGUCGCUUUUGGUCCGGAAGGGACUCUCGCGCACCGUCGAUUAUUCUUCGAUGACGACUUUCAGAUAGUUUCCCCCUGGCACGACGUACCGCACCGCGCCGCGGACGAAGGUUUUAAUUUCCUCUGCCACACGCCGAAAGGCGCGUCCGCGAUAGUCGAAGUCGCGAAAGACGAGGACUACAACCCUAUUCGCCACGUGGCGCGAGACGGCGGCGCGGCGCGCUACACGGCAACUGCCACGUGGAACAUCGGGAUCGCGACGCAGACGUGGCAGGAUCCUAAGGACGAAUGCGAUGUGGGGAACGGCCGGGUGUUGCCAUUCGCCGGCGAGCCCGUACGCGUUAUAGAGAUCGGCGGCACGGUAGCGAAACCGGGACAGCUGUACUCGGUGAGGCCGCUGGGCGCGUUCGCGACGAUUCGCGAAGACGAGGGGACGGUUUCGUGGACGGUUAUCGCGCUUUCGUCGAACGACGCGUGGGAGCAUCUGUUGAAGAAUAUGGCCGACCUGCAGCGAGAGAAGCCGGGCGAAAUCGAACGACUGAAAAAGUGGCUGCUAUCAGCCGAUUCAUCCCAUCCCACAUCCCUAGGGUUCAACGAGCAACCCCAGCCGCGCAAAGCCGCCGUCGCCGCCCUAUCCGCCGCCCACACCGCGUGGAAAGCCAAACGCGACGUCCUGGCUCGCUUCCCGAACCUAGACCUCCCGUCUGGCGACGACGUCGAAGCUCCUCCCGAGCCUGAGGUGCUCCGGGAAAUCUGGGAGCCUACUAUAGAGUGGUAUUUAGACGAGGCGGGAACUACUAUGGAGGAGUGUAUUAAAGCCGCACAUGGGUUAGGUUCUCAUGGGGGAAGCAGCACACGUGGGGGGGGGAUACCUCAUUCGUCUUCUGGCCUGGGGGAAGGAAUAGUGCACACAGUGGGGGGUAUUGCAAGCACCGUUGGGGAAUUACGCGGAAGCUUCGCUCAUUCCAUCAGCAAGGGGGUUAGCAGCAGCAGGAAGGGGCUAGUCGGCGGAAUCACCCACACGGUAGGGGGUAUUGCGGAUAUCGGCGGGGGAAUUAGGGGGGGGAUUAAGGGCGCGGUGGGGGGGAUUGGGGGGGCGGUGGGGGGAAUAGGAUCACGCCUGGGGAAGAGCAGGAAGGGCAUGGGCAGCAUGGGUAAGGCAGGGAGACAUGGAGAGGAAGAGGCAGAAUGGGAGAUCUCGGCACCCGAAACCAGCAGCACCAUCAACAGCAGCAGCAGCAUCAGCAGUGGCGGUGGUGGUGGGGGUGGUAAUGGUAGUGGUGGCGGUGGCGGUGGUGGUGGUGGUGGGGGUGGGGGUAGUGACAGCGAGAGCAGCAGCAGCAGCACCCCCAGCAGCGGUGCUACCAACGAGGAUCUGCAACUAGUUAAGAACAACGCUGCGUCUUUCUCAGGGUCUUCCUUUGCUAAGACCCACUCGGGAAAAAUAGGAGGCUCUUUCGCUGCAAUAGGAGGGGGGCUUUCGAAGAUUGGUGGGGCGGCUAGCGGGUUAACUAAUGCCGUUUCAUCUGCUCGUGGGAAAGCCGUUUCAUCUGUUGGGAGUACGGUUUCAUCUGUGAGAGGAGCGGUGGGAGGAGCAGUGUCAACUGUUGGUGGGGCGGUGGGAGGGGCUGUUACAACUGUGGGCGGUAAGGUUGGUGGUGCAGUUACAACUGUUGGUGGCGCGGUGGGAGGAGCUGUUACAACUGUUGGUGGUAAGGUUGGUGGUGCGGUGACAACUGUUGGUGGGGCGGUGGGCGGCGCGGUUACAACUGUUGGAGGGGCGGUGGGCGGGGCAGUGGGCGGGGCGGUUACAACUGUUGGUGGGAAAGUGGGUGAGGCGGUUACACGUGUGGAAGGAGCUGUGAUGGGAGGUUCGGGAAGAGAACUAGGCUCGGUUCCUAGCCAUGCGGGGAGAAGAAGCCCUGGUCACGGGGGAAAGAGCCCGAGGAAUCUCAUUGCUAGUGCGUGGAGCAAGCUGAAAAGCCCCAGGGGAAGAGAUAAAGGAGGGGAUAAGGGAAGUCAUCAGUUUAUGUCCGAGGUGGCUUUAAACAGCCCGAAGGAAGGGGAUAAGGGAGGGGAUAAGGAAGGGGAUAAGGAAGGGGAUAAGGGAGGAGAUAAGGAAGGGGAUAAGGGAGGGGAUAAGGGAGGGGUUAAGGGAGGGGAUAAGGAAGAUAAAGGAGACAACAGGGAGAAGCGAGGGAAUAAGGAAGGUACAGGGGAUACGGGAGGGUUUAAGAGCGGUGCAGAGUUUCGGAGCAUGCAGGGCGAGCAGCAGCAGCACUCUAGCUGGAAGCGGUCGCAGGACGGGUAUACAGAGCAGAAACAGACGGAGGAGGAGCAGCAGGAGCAGCUGCAGGAGCAGAAGGAGGAGCAGAAGGAGGAGCAGCAGCAGCAGCAGCAGCAGCAGCAGAAACGGGCGGAUAGGGCGAAGAGGCAGAGGGAACUCUUUUUGCAGAAGUUGAAGAAGAAGGAGGAAAGUGCGGGGAAGGUGCAGGAAGGGGAUGGGUUGGCGGGAGGAGGGGGUGCGGUAGCAGGUGGAAAGGGGGAGGGGGUGAAACGGGAGGAGAAGGAGAAGAAGGAGGAGGAAAAAGAGGAGAAAGAGAAGGAGGAGAAGGAAAACGAUAGGGAGAAGGAGGAGAAGGUAGUGAGGAUUCCAGGUUCAGUGGCAGCAGCAGGAGGAGAGGGAGAGGGAAAGGAGAAGGAAGCCGCAAGAGCAGGAGGGGAGGGAGCACAAGGGAGAGGAGGGGAAGGGGAGGGAAGAGUGGGAGGAGGAGCAGGAGGUGGAGGAGCAGGAGGAGAAGGAGCAGCAGCAGCAGCAGCAGAGGCAGAGGAAGGAGCAAGAGAGGGUGGAGAGGAGAAAGAACCGCUAACAGAGGAGGAAAGGGAGAGGAUUGAGAGGGAGAGGAUCGAGAAGGAGUUGGAAAGGGAGAGGAUUGAGAGGGCUAAGAAGCAAAGGGAGCGAUUCAUGAAAGCCCUGGCGAAUAAGAAGCUGGGAGGAGGAGGGGGGAAUAAAGGUGGCAGGGCAGUAGUAGUGGCAGGGAAAGGGGCGGCAGCACAGGGGGGGUUCGCGGCACAGGGGGGGUUUGCCGCUGUAGCAGCCGCAGCAGCCGCAGCAGCAGCGGAAGCAGCGGAAGCGGCGUCUGCUGCAGUGGCAGGGAUUGCAGCUUCAGUGGUGGGUGCUGGGGGGGAAGGGGCGGGAGAGGCAGGUGGAGCAGGAGAGGGGAUAGGCAGGCAGGGAGUGAAGCAGGCGGAGGGAGGGGUGGUGGGAGGGGAGAGGGGCGAGGGGCAACAGGAGGGACGGCAGGAAGGGGAGCAGGCGCAGCAGGGGCAGCUUGGAGGGAAGAUGAGUGAGGGAGGUGAGGGGGAAGACAAGAGAGGGGAGGAGGAGGGAGAGGUGGAGGAGGAGGGGCGGGAGCAGCGGUUUGCAUCGGCUGUCGAUAGCCUAGACCUCAGCUUCAGCUCCCUCCCUCAACCAAGCUCCAGCACAGACGGUACUGCUGCUGCUGCUGCUGGUGGUGACCUGCGCUCUUCACCUCCCACUGCUGCCGGUGCUGCUUUAACGCAAUCAAAUACCAUCGGCGGCGGCGGCGGUGGUGGUAUUGGCGACUUGUCGUUUGGAGCAGGGUCGGACUCUGCUGGCUCUUUCGUCACCAUCUCUCUCUCCGGAAGCUCCAAGCGCGACUCCUUCGCCCGCGAUUCAUUUUCUCGAGAUUCCUUUGCUCGAGAUUCGCUUUCUCGUGACUCCCUAGCCAGGGAUGCACCGGGUUCCUCCUCCCGAGAAUUCGGUGGUUUCUUUUCCGGUCUUGCCUUUGGGCCUGCCUCUGGGCCUGCCUUUGGGCCUGCCUCUGGGCCUGCCUCUGGGCCUGCCUCUGGGCCUGCCUCUGGGCCUGCCUCUGGGCCUGCCUCUGGGCCUGCCUCUGGGCCUGCCUCUGGGCCUGCCUCUGGGCCUGCCUCUGGGCCUGCCUCUGGGCCUGCCUCUGGGCCUGCCUCUGGGCCUGCCUCUGGGCCUGCCUCUGGGCCGUUUCGCUCUAGCAGGCCCCGUUCUCUCAGUCGAGAGGACUUUUCCCCGGAUCUAGCCGGUUCUCCAACCCUCUCCCCCCAACGAUAUGCCUCUCCUAUUCACGAGCGCUUGACAGCGGCCGGGAUUCUCAGCAACUCUCCCCGAGCCUCUGGGGCUGGUUUGGCUGGUGGCGCUGGUGCCCGACUCGGCAGGUUCGGUGAAGGCUCGGGCUCGCCGAACCUCACGCCCAGGUCUGGGAGGCCCCAGAGCCCGUUGACCGGCCGAAGCAGCGUGGUUGCUGCGGCGUUGGGCGCAGCAGCGGGGGUGAGGAGCGGGAAGACUUUUGAGUCGCCUCAGAAGUCGCUCGGAGCAGCAGCAGCAGCAGCAGCAGCAGCGGGGGUGAGAAGCGGAAAGGCGGGGUUUUCUGGGUUCGCGCCGUCCCCUUCCUUCUCCCCUUCGUAUUCCUCCCCUGCUCCUCCUCCUCAGGCCACUCGCUCCUCUGUGUCUUUCGGGUCCUCUGGCAUGAUUGCAGCGGCAGCAGCAGCAGCAAUGGCCGAGGCAGCAACUGGGGCGGGUGCGAAAUCAGGAACAGGAGGAGGGUCAGGAGCAGGAGGAGGAGCAGGAGCAGGAGCAGGAACAGCAGGAGGAGGAGGUGGAGGGAUAGGAGCAACGGCAGGAGGAGGAGCAGGGGUAGGGGGAUGGGGGAGAGGUGGACACAGGAAUACGAAGAAGAAAUUUCACGUGCCUUUGUUUCGAGAGGACAGUGUUGCAUGGCCUGAGGAGAAGCGGAUUGGGCUUGUGGCCAAGGCUCUUGCUGCUGCUGGUGCCUCUCCUGCUGCUGCUGGCGCCUCCCCUGCUCCCGCUGCCCUUGCUCCCCCUGCUGCAAUUGCUGAAGGCGAGGGUGUGGAGAAUAUAGAGGGUGGUGGUUCGGUGAAUAAUGAGAGAAGCGAGGAGCAUUCUAGCGAGGAGAUUAUGGAACAUAUUGAGGAGAGCAGUAAGGAGGAUACUAUGGAGGAUAUGAAGGAGGAUACUGAGGACAGUGCCACGGAGGAUUCUAGGAAGCCUACUAAGGAGGAUGAUACUAAAGAGGAUAUUGAGGAGGAUAGCAGUAACAACAUCAACACUACAGAGGACCUUGCUGCGGAGGAUACUAGCAACCAUACUAAGGAGGAUGUUGAGGAGGAUAUGAAGGAGGAUAUUCAGAACAGUAACAAGGAAUACUCUAAGGAGGAUGUUAAGACAUUCGCCAAAGAUGAUAUUAAGGAGGAUACGUCGGUUGCAACUGAGGAGGGUCGGGAGGGUGAGGGGCUGGGCAGGGAUGAGAAUCAGAAGGAGCAGGAGGAACAAAGAGAGACGGUGGAACAAAAGGGGAAGAAGGAGGAGAGGAGGGAGAAAGAGAAGGAGAAGACCGGGAAGGAGAGGAAAGCGAGGAAGAGUCGAAGUGGGGACAAGGGAAGUCCAGGGGCGACAGAGGUGCCGGAAACACCAAGGGGGGGUGAAUGCAACGAGGGUGAUACAGCUGGUGGCGUUGAUGCGGGCGGGGACAGCCUGUCUUUGCUGCGGGCCAAGACAGUGGGUGAUGAGGGGAAUGGAGGUGAUGGGGGUGAUGGGGGUGAGGAGGGCAAUGACAGUGUGUCUCUGUUGCGAGCGAGGACGAUGUCUUCGGUGGAAACACAGGGGGAGAGGGAGAAGAAGCACCGGGAGAAGAAGAAGGAGAAGGGGUCUUCAAAGCACCGCAAAUCGCCGUCAGUUUCGGAGGUUAGCGGCGGUGGCGGUGGGAGCUGGGAGGGCAGGGAGGGUAGGGAGGGCAGGGAGAGUAGGGAGGGCAGUGGAAGUGUUGCGAGUGUUGGCAGCCCUGCUGGCAGCAGCACGAGCAGCCAUGGGCAUAGUAGUGUGAGUGGUGAUAUGGAUGCUGCAGCUGCCGCUGCAGCGAAGGAGGCAAGGAGGGCUGCGAGGAAGCAGAAGAAGGCUGAACAGGCCGCUGCUGAGGCGGCAGCUGCUGAGGCUGCUGGUGGUGCUGCUGUUUCUGGUGGUGGAGGAGAAGCAGGGGCAUCAGCAGAUGGUGUGGAGGAUGGACAGGAGAAGAGAAGGAAGGAGAAGGAGAGGAGUGGUGAGGAGAAAGAGGGGAAGGGGAAGGAUGAAAAGGAGAAGGAGAGAAGGAAGAAAGAGAAGAAGGAGAAGGAAGGUAAGGAAAGGGACAGAAAGGAAAAGGAGGGAAAGGAGAAAGAUGGAAAGGAAAAGGAGGGAAAGGAGAAGAAAGGAAGGGAGAAGGAAGGAAAGGAAGGAAAGGAGGGAGUGGAGAGGAGCAAGUCAAAGAAAAUAUCACGUGCCGCGAGUUCGGAUGAAUCGAUGCCACCAGCAGGGGAAGGUGCAUCUGGGGAAGGCUUAUGUGGUGCAGGUGAUGAUGACUCUUUAUCUGACGUGUCGAGCGUGGGGGGAGGCAAGAGGAGCAAGGAGGAGCGGGAGGCAAGGCGGGAAGAGAGGAGGAGGAGGAAGGAGAAGAAGGGACAUAGGUCCAAGGAUAUGUCAAGUGAAUCGGUCGCUGAAGCUGGGGAAGGGGAUGGUGGUGGGAGUGUUUAA
This is a messenger RNA of Closterium sp. Naga37s-1, 6627 nucleotides long. The record is from the annotation of a GenBank genome assembly. Lineage: Eukaryota; Viridiplantae; Streptophyta; Zygnematophyceae; Desmidiales; Closteriaceae.